Messenger RNA from Acanthosepion pharaonis, 864 nucleotides. The record is from the annotation of a GenBank genome assembly. Lineage: Eukaryota; Metazoa; Mollusca; Cephalopoda; Sepiida; Sepiidae.
AUGAUAUCUCAUUCAAUUAAUCGUGUCUCAACUGGUGCAAGUACCGUCUCUUGCAAAAAGAGAUUCGCUAUCAAAAUAGAAGAAUUUGUAGACUUUUGGUUUUGGCGCUGCUUCCACACCCCCCACACACUUUGGUGGGCUUUUUUUUCUUUCCCCCUCUUUGGCGGGCUUUUUUUUUUCUUUCCCCUCUUUGGCGGGCUUUUUUUUUUCUUUCCCCUCUUUGGCGGGCUUUUUUUUCUUUCCCCUCUUUGGCGGGCUUUUUUUUCUUUCCCCCUUUUUUUUUUGGCGGGCUUUUUUUUCUUUCCCCUUUUGGCGGGCUUUUUUUUUUCCCCUCUUUGGCGGGCUUUUUUUUUCUUUCCCCCUCUUUGGCGGGCUUUUUUUUUCUUUCCCCCUCUUUGGCGGGCUUUUUUUUUCUUUCCCCCUCUUUGGCGGGCUUUUUUUUUUUUUCUUGGCGGGCUUUUUUUUUCUUUCCCCCUCUUUGGCGGGCUUUUUUUUUCUUUCCCCCUCUUUGGCGGGCUUUUUUUUUUUCCUCUUUGGCGGGCUUUUUUUUCCCCCCUUUUGGGGGCUUUUUUUUUUCCCCCUCUUUGGCGGGCUUUUUUUUUUCCCCUCUUUGGCGGGCUUUUUUUCUUUCCCCCUUUGGCGGGCUUUUUUUUCUUUCCCCCUCUUUGGCGGGCUUUUUUUUUUCCCCCUCUUUUCCCCCCUCUUUGGCGGGCUUUUUUUCUUUCCCCUCUUUGGCGGGCUUUUUUUUCUUUCCCCCCUCUUUGGCGGGCUUUUUUUCCCCCUUUGGCGGGCUUUUUUUUUCUUUCCCCCUCUUUGGCGGGCUUAGUUGGCAUUUUACAAUCAUCAACCGGUUGUGAUUUUUGA